AUGAAGUUCUGUGCUCUGUUUGUGUUCCUAGUAAUCGCGUUGUUUGCCGCUAAGGUGGAAUCUCAGUCGCCCUCCUUUCUACAAUGCCUUAACGAAAUAAAUGAUGCCGAGCUGUGUGAAAACUUCAAAGAUCAGUUCCCCGAAGAUGCCCCAGCAGUUCCUGUCGACGACUAUACUUUCGAAGCCCUUUCUAGAUAAUUUCCUUUCACUUUCGUCGAAUAAUAUUUGAUAAAUGCGAGGCAGAGAUGAAUAACUUAUUGCGAGGAAGGUGGAGAGCAGCUCUCUGCCUUAAAAGUUAAAUGAAUAAGAAAUUACUUUUUCUCGUUUCUCAGUCGUUUCGGCACAACUAAACCUGUUAUCACCAUUAUUCAAAGUUUUCAAUAGUGAUAGAAAAUAUGCUGACUAUGUCAAAUCACUAAUUUAUUAAAUGCGAUACGGCCUGUCAAAUUAUAUAUGCAUAUUGUGAUGGACUCGU
Molecule: messenger RNA, 475 nt
Organism: Drosophila biarmipes
Lineage: Eukaryota; Metazoa; Arthropoda; Insecta; Diptera; Drosophilidae
Exons: 1
Coding region: 1-198 (65 amino acids)
Source: RefSeq, a predicted model, not a curated record